UUCGCUAGGUCGCACGUCUCCCCCUUUCGCGUGGUGGCUCUUCCCAUGGCGGUCAACCUCUGUCGCGCUCAUCCCCAUUCAUGUACACUGAUGGGAUCCUGCUUCCCACUGCGCAAGGGCGCCGGUACGGUAGCCUCCCACAACCUGGCUUAGAUUUCGGACGGCACCACAACUUCGGCUGGGGGCCUCAAGCAUCGGCGGUGACAACGGCAGCGAACCAUCGCUUGUCGGUUGGAUUCCACUUGCCGGUGAUUGAGGAAAUAAAUCGCCAUGCCACUCUUCAGCGGCUACUACUUGCAGGUCUGUUACCACUCCGUGCUCUUCCAUUCCUCUGCCCGCGUUAUUGAUGCUAUUCUUUCUCCUCCCAAAAUGAUGCAGGUGAUCUAGGUUGACUGACUCAUGUGUGCUUCCAAGCUAGGAUUAGCAGUUCCAGUAUAAUUUUUGCCUUUGGAUUGUAAGUAAACUCCGUUUGGAUGAGCAUCCUUUUCCAUUGACUAAUAAUAGCCAAUCCAGAUUUGUUUGAUCUGUUUGCAUUUUCUGGUAUAUAUUUUACAUAUAGAGGUUCUCGGUGUACGUAUAGGACCAGUAAUAUAAUAGUUCUAGAAAUUCUGUAGCCGUCUGCUAUUGCAAGAUAAUGGAUUCAGGAGAGCCAAUUCUAAUUGGGAUAAUUAAAAUAGGCAGAAGGCAUUACUAAUCUUGACAUGAAGAAUCACAUUAUUCUGAUAUGUCCAUGAUAUUUUAGUGCUCACUUUAUUUUACUGAUGUUCCAAUUUUAGCAGUAUGCAGUAAUAUCAUAUACUCUAGACCAAAUUUGAAUUUACCACAUGACAUGUGCUUUGCAGGAUAAAUCGGAGAACAUCUUUGAUGCUCCUUUGAUAGAAUAUAAUGAGAACAACAUGAUAUCUGUAUGUGCAUCUGCUUUUGUCCGUGCCAUGGUAGGCGGCGCUGGAUCAUCUAUGUUGAGGAUGGCUUCACCGACUUGUGCAUCGUCUGAGCUCUGUUUCCCUUUCCUAGGGUUUAACAAAAUCGCAUUUGUUAUUCGUCAAGAGGAGGCCCACAUGCAGCAAGGAGCAAGGUGUACGAAAAAAAAUUGGAACCAAGAUACUCAUCUGGAGUUUAGUGUUUUAUUGCAUCAACAUAACAAUUCGCUGUCUUAUUGCAGGGAUACUGGCUACUUCCCCUUUCUUCCUCUGCCAUCUUCCCAGCAACCAUGGUUCCCAUACCACUGCUCAUUGCAAGGUUCCGUCUGCCUUCCCUCUCACUCUCACAGGAACGCUCACUGGCAGCACACAGGCCUUUCCUGACAGUGCCAUGGCACCUCUCUGUAGGUGAGCGACACUGCCAUUUCCUUCCAAGUGUGCCAUAUUUUCUUUUUUAAGUUAUUACAUGCUGAUUUACAGGUUGGUUUAGUCUAUUGUAUCAUGCCUCUAAUUCUGCUCCAUGCUCAAGUCAACAUGACACUUCUUCCCCCAAAUUUUUUCUCGAAUUAUUCUAUGUUAGUUCGGUUUGUCCUAUCAGGCCGAAUGAGCUGUCCACAUCUCCAUGUACAAAGGGUUAGUAUACAUCUACAUAAUCAGAUGCUGGAGGAAAUGUAGCAUAAUAUAUCUAAUCAUAUUAUAUGCUUUACUUACAAUGGUGCCUGCUCAGUGUAGCCAUUUACUCAUGAAAUGUAACGUUUCUUUUUACAGAAAAUAGACAAGAUGGGGACAACAAAUUUUCUUUCUCCCAAUUCUGGCACCCCCAUCAAUUGCUUAAUUUUUCAUUACAAUUUUAAUGUCAAUAUUUUUCCUUAAGAAAUUUUGCUAACCGUGGCUUCAUUGCUAAUCAGUUUAUGGUUCAUGUACUUGCCCAAAACAUAAUGUUUAGUUGUAGUUGAGCAAACACAACUAGAUCGUGUUAAUGCAUAAGUGAAAUCAACAGUCUUGAGGAACCUAAAAUCUAAGGUAUAUAUGCACUGCGAUAUGUUUUACUAUCCUCCUGUUAAAUUCCAAGGUCUUUAUCUUGAGGAUCAUUGUAUAUUGGUAUUUUGUUGCUCUUUCACUAGAAGAUGAUGCCAACUUGUUUUCUAAUUUGUAUAUGAUAAAACUGCAACAUGUCAUAAAAAGCAGGUUUGGAAGAAUGGUAUUUUUUAAAGCAAGUUUGGAAGAAUGGUAUUUAUCUAAAUUACGGACAACAAAUGCCAGAAUGGAAUAAAAAGUAAAUAUUCAUUAACACUUGAACACAUUUGUUGGAAUAUAGUGGUUGCUGUAUGAUCUUGAAGCAUGUAUUGCAUUGUAACAAUACAAGGCACGUGCUACUGUUUGACAUGUGAUCUUACAUUGGUAUUAUUAUCCCUGAUUUUCUUUUAGCGACUACUAUAUGAUCUUUGAAGUAUCUAAUCCAACGUUUAUGGAGCAUCAAGUGGCUGGGUUGAGAAGAGAAGUUAUUUGUUGGACCUACAAGGCGCAGAAAUCUAGCUGGCAACAGAAUUAUUUAUAUUUACGAAUGCAGUAAUAUGCAAUACAUAGUGUGUUUUUUAGAAUUACUUAUGUGUCAUGUUGGAAACAAUGUUGCUGGUGCCUUUACGUGUUACUACUGCUUUAUUGUUCAUGUAUAAUGCCUUCACAUAUUUGUGCCAAGCUAACAUUCAAUAUAUAUUACAAACAGACGGGCGGAGCAACGCGCGUCAACGAUG
Messenger RNA from Triticum aestivum (bread wheat), 2674 nucleotides. RefSeq lists its product as uncharacterized. The transcript has 4 exons. The coding region runs from base 825 to 1304 and encodes 159 amino acids. The record is from RefSeq and is a predicted model, not a curated record. NCBI's taxonomy places the organism in Eukaryota, Viridiplantae, Streptophyta, Magnoliopsida, Poales, Poaceae.